CUGGCUGUUCUGUCACUGUCUGAAGGAAAUAUGGCGCAUGUGAGGAACCUGAAGGGUUUGGUGGGCAUCGUCACAGGAGGAGCAUCGGGCCUUGGCCGGGCUACUGUAGAACGUUUGGUGCGCCAAGGAGCCAGCGCUGUCAUCUUGGAUUUGCCCAAAUCAGAAGGGAAGACUGUUGCUGAGUCUUUAGGCGAGAAGUGUGCUUUCUCUCCCACUGAUGUGACUUCUGAGGCGGAUGUGAAAAAUGCUUUGGAACUGGCACGUACAAAGUUCGGUCGGGUGGACGUUGUCGUGAACUGUGCUGGAAUAGCUGUUGCUGCAAAAACAUACAACCUAAACAAACAGCUGCCCCAUAGUUUAGAGGACUUCCAGAGAGUAAUCAAUGUGAAUAUCGCUGGCACUUUUAACGUUAUCCGCCUGGCAGCUGGCGAGAUGGGGAAGAAUGACCCUGAUGAGGAUGGACACAGAGGGGUGAUUGUUAAUACAGCCAGUGUUGCUGCUUUUGAUGGACAGGUGGGGCAAGCGGCCUACUCUGCCUCCAAAGGAGGAAUUGUUGGUAUGACUCUGCCCAUUGCUCGAGAUCUGGCACCCAUGGGGAUUAGAGUCGUAACUAUUGCUCCAGGAUUAUUUGCAACUCCUCUGCUUGUUGGACUUCCUGAAAAGGUGAGAAAUUUCCUGGCCAAGCAAGUGCCCUUCCCAAGCAGGCUGGGUGACCCUGGGGAGUAUGCGCACCUUGUGCAGUCCAUUGUGGAGAAUCCAAUGUUAAAUGGAGAGGUUAUUCGACUUGAUGGGGCCCUCCGCAUGCAGCCUUAAUGGAAAGGACUGUAUGAUUCAGUGGGACCAGUCAGGCUACUGGUUCAUGCCAGCAGCAAAACCAGGAUGUAAUAUCCCUGUAAUUAAUAGCAGUGAUUAAGUGCUUUAUUCCCUGGAGUGCAGGUAAAGCGAAUGGAGUUAUUAAUUAACCUGUGAUCUGACCAAGAAAGUUUACCAAACCUGGAAUCUCUAAAAGAUCAGCCAAAACCAUGUUCUACAAAAGUUUCUAACAAUGAAAACUGUAACAGUGAUUAAACUGUGAGAAGAAAAUUGGCCUUUCUGUCGCUGUCUCUUGUUAAAUAACUGUUAUUUUAAUGUUGAUCCAUUAAACAGCAUUUCAAAGGAG
Molecule: messenger RNA, 1159 nt
Organism: Xenopus tropicalis (tropical clawed frog)
Lineage: Eukaryota; Metazoa; Chordata; Amphibia; Anura; Pipidae
Gene: hsd17b10
Product: hydroxysteroid (17-beta) dehydrogenase 10
Exons: 6
Coding region: 31-813 (260 amino acids)
Molecular function (GO): androstan-3-alpha,17-beta-diol dehydrogenase (NAD+) activity; cholate 7-alpha-dehydrogenase (NAD+) activity; estradiol 17-beta-dehydrogenase [NAD(P)+] activity
Source: RefSeq, marked provisional